AGAAAAGAAAAGAAAAGAAAAGAAAGAAGGCAGGCAGGCAGAUAGAUAUACACAGAUACACACAGAUACACACAGGAGCGACUGGCAGCACUGGACACUGACCAAAACAAUACACAAACACCAAGAGCAAGCCAACGCGUGGGGACAUCGCAAGCCGCGGAGCAGACGAGAGCAGGGGGUGGAAACACGAAGCACAGCACAGGACUGCAAGCCGGACUGGGAAACUCGAGUAAAACCCCGCUGAGGAAUCACAGAGAAAAUAAGAGUGGCGUGACUUUGGACAGGCUCCUGAACUUCAGUGAGGAUAAAAAGAAGACGCUUUGGUUGAAAUUUACCAAUUUGAAAUGAGUUUCAUAACCAUUAAAUGAGUUUCAUAACCAUUCUGACAGCUGAAAAGAACAGUGCAAAAUUUACGUAACAGUUAUUCUCAACCGUACACUGCAGCUUUUAUAAAACUCAUCUUUUUAAUUAAUACGACUAAACUGUAACAACUGUUUUACACCAUUUGUUAAAUUGAUUAAUGCUUGUGCUGUACUCCCAGGAGGCAGCACUGAGAAAUAUAUUUUUUAAUGUGUUGGAAAGUUCGUUUAUAAAAUCUGAACUUAGACUCUUGGUGUGGGGGGGAAAUAAUGAGUGAGUGAGCUAAUUAAUCUUAAAAAAAAAAAGCCAACUUUCCAUUGCAGUUAACCCCCAGUUUAACAUAACAGUGCUAACAGUUUGAUACAAACAAAGUGACGACUGCAUUUUAUUUUUUUUCAAAAUGUACUAGCGAAGGAAACAAAACAUGUUGCACAUGUUGUAGCAAAUCUGCACUCUCUCCUACCCAGUUUAAAAUGCAAGGUGUAUAAGUAGAAGUGUAAAAACUUGGCCUGUGCUGCUGCCAAGUAGUGUAAUGUGAGUUGACAAUCCGCUUUGUGGAAUUUCUUUUCUCCCUUUUUGCUGCAAAAGUAGAUUAAUGAGGUGAACAGAGGUUUCCAUAAAGCAGGGCUCUGGUUUCCGCCUGUAUUUUUUUUUUUUUUUUUUUUUUUCCUGUACGUGUGACUUGAAAGAGUAUAAAAUGAGUAGGUGAGGGAGCAGCAGGGAGGAAGAGCUGGCACCAAGUGCUGCUUCUGGUGCUUCGGGAUAACGAGCGACCGUCCUGGGAGCUGUACCCUGCAUCGCACACCCGCUACGUCACCCACAGUCGCUCAGCAACACCAAUCAGCCAUCCAGAAAACAGAGGGAGAGGGUGCUGGACUACAGAGCCCGAACUCUGGAUCCUGGCCAUGAGGUUUGAUGCCUCACUCCACUGACUGGAGACACUGGACCUAAAUGGCGCAGCAUGACUUUGUUCCUGCCUGGCUUAACUUUUCUACACCCCAGCCUGCCAAGUCUCCCGCACCCAUGCUUGAGAAACACGGAGAGCACUUUUCCAGAGGAGAGGGCCGCUUUGGAGUAAGCCGCAGACGACACAACUCUUCCGAUGGAUUCUUUAACCAUGGCCCUCUUCGCACCGCUGGGGAUGGCUGGCAACAACCUUCCCUUCUCCGACAUGAUUCGGUGGACUCUGGUGUGUCGAAAGGCCCCCACGCUGGGCUCAUCAGUAACCAGGGCUGGAAGGAGAACUCCAGCUGCAAUAGCACGCCCCGGGGCACCGAGGCAGUGAACCACCAUCACCACCGUCACCACCACCGCGCCCCGCAGCGGCACGGGAACGGCAGCGUGCACCCCCGCAAGGGGCCCGCCUUCCAGGACAAGCAGGCUGCCCAGGCCAGGGGGGAGAAGGGCCCCAAGGGGGCGAAGCUGAAGUUUGUGGAAGAGGAUUUUCCAUCCCUCAAUCCGGAAGCAGGAAGGCAAACCAACCAGAGCAGACCUCUGGGGACCCCAGUCGGAGUGUGGGAGAACCCUCCCAGUGCCAAGCAGAGCGUUUCAAAGAUGCUGGUCAUCAAGAAGGUUUCGAAAGACGACCCCUCUGCUGCUUUCUGCGCAGGGUUUGCAAUCGCAGGACCCCUCCCUGCAAACGGAAACAAAACCCACGUCACCGGACCCAGCGUUUACAAAAACCUGGUGCCCAAACCAGCAGCUCCCCUGACUAAGGCAGGUCCAUGGAAACCCAAUGGAAGGGAAAUUAAAUCCGGUUUACAUUUCUCAGGCCGGGACUCCGCCUUCACCAGCCCUGUAUCCGCGACCAAACCUCUGGUUCAAAUGAGCAGCUCGAGUCACACGUCCCUGAAGGAGACUUCCUCCAGCACCACCCCUCCGAUGGACAUCAACCCCCCUCGCCUGGUGAGGCUGAUGCGUCGCAGCACUGACAAGAAGAGCGAGUUUCUGAAGGCUCUGAAGGACGAGAGGAAUGGGGGCGUCUCUGCCUGCCAGAGCCCCUCCGCCCAGGAGGAAGGUCAAAGUAGUACACCUGAACCAACAGAAUAUGGUGAAGGAAAUUGCCAUCAGAACGGUCUUUCUCUCUCGCUCAGCGACUCAGACACUGAACACCUGUCUAGCUCUUUGGAAGCAGAGCAUAGGUUGUUGAAAGCCAUGGGGUGGCAGGAGCACCCAGAAAACGAUGAGAACUGUCUGCCGCUGACUGAGGAUGAACUGAAAGAAUUUCAGGCUAAAACUGAGCAGCUGAAGAAAAAUGGCAUUGGAAAGAACGGACUCCUCUUGAAGAACAACAGCGGUGCUUUUCAGCUUGGUCCCUGGAGAAGCCCACUGGAAUUGGAAGAGGGCUCUGAGACAGAAACAAGCAGCAGUGAGACCUCGGCCGACGAAACCUAACGUGGCUUUAACCUUUUCCUGUAUUUUUUAUUUUUUUUUAAAAUAGAAAUUCUGGCUUGACGCUUUUUUUCCUUCCAUUAAUUUUUUUUUUUUUUUUUUUUGCCCCAAUUUUAGGCUUCACAGAAACUUCUUUGGAUAUUUAGGAAAAGGGCAAUGCACACUGGAUUUUUUUUUUUUUUUUGCAAAACCAAAACUAAUAAGUAUUGAGAUGCUGAAACUUUGCAAAACCGGCUUUGAAUCAUUUUUUACAAGUAACUUGUCGAGUUAGCGGUGUGCUGAAACAAUCAACGUGGAUAAUGAAUAUUGAUGUUAUUGUCUUUUAAAUACUGCUAAUAACCAGAUUCAAUAUUGCUUUUUGAUUUUUUUUUUUUUUUUGCUGGAAAGGUUAAAGGCUUUGUUAUUUAAAUAAGAGAUUUUUGUUUUGCACCGCUGUAAAUUUCUCAUAGGCUCCUCCCUUUGUUUUUUUUUUUUGUUUUGCACGUUCUUGUUCCUGCAGCCUUGAUAUUCAGGGUGGAUUGUAAAAUAUGAUAAAAUAAAAUUUUGUGAGUUUUCAAAGAUUAAGAUUAUUUUGAUAACAUUAUUUACAGAUUUGAAAAGAUAAAAAGGCGUGUCACGUAUGGGGUUAUCUGUAUGAGGACUGGAACAAAAGAAAAUACUGCAUCAAGGAAAGAAAAAAAAAAACUUGGAAUAAAUAUUUUGCAUCAGU
Polyodon spathula (Mississippi paddlefish) is the source of this 3460-nucleotide messenger RNA. Its product is annotated as vasculin-like protein 1. Gene Ontology annotation, molecular function: RNA binding; DNA binding. Bases 1312 to 2754 code for a protein of 480 amino acids. Gene Ontology annotation, biological process: positive regulation of DNA-templated transcription; DNA-templated transcription. NCBI's taxonomy places the organism in Eukaryota, Metazoa, Chordata, Actinopteri, Acipenseriformes, Polyodontidae. The record is from RefSeq and is a predicted model, not a curated record. The transcript is spliced from 12 exons. Gene Ontology annotation, cellular component: nucleus.